AUGGCGUCUGUUACACUUGUCAAGCCUAAAGUUUGUGCCGGCACUGAGAACAAAUUGAGCUCUUUGUCUGACCUUGAGCAACAAUAUCGUACACUACGAAAAUACUAUGAGAACUGUGAGGUGGUAAUGGGCAAUCUAGAAAUCACUAGCAUUGAACAUAACCGAGAUCUCUCCUUUUUACGGUCUAUCAGAGAAGUCACAGGCUAUGUCUUGGUAGCUCUGAAUCAAUUUGAAUAUCUUCCUCUGGAGAAUCUGCGGAUCAUUCGUGGAACAAAACUGUAUGAGGAUCGUUCUGCAUUGGCCAUCUUCCUCAAUUACAAAAAAGAUGGGAGCUUUGGACUCAGGCGGCUUGGGCUGAAGAACUUGACUGAAAUCUUAAAUGGAGGAGUAUAUGUUGGCCAGAACAGAUUUCUUUGCUACGCAGAUACUAUUCAGUGGGAAGACAUUGUUCGUAACCCUUUGGCUUCCAAUUUCUCCGUGGUUCCAAAGAAUAGUAGUACAGACUGUGGACAGUGUCACAAGUCCUGUGGAAACCGAUGCUGGGGACCUUUAGCAGAUCAGUGCCAGAGUUUAACGAAGGUGGUGUGUGCGGAGCAGUGCGAUGGCCGAUGCUACGGGCGUUCUGUCAGCGAAUGCUGUCAUCGAGAAUGUGCAGGAGGCUGUUCCGGACCCAAAGACACAGACUGCUUUGCUUGUAUGAAUUUUAAUGACAGUGGGGCCUGUGUCACCCAAUGCCCACAGACUUCAGUCUACAAUCCUGCCACAUUCCAGAUGGAAACCAACCGAGAUGGCAAAUAUACUUAUGGUGCUUUUUGUGUCAAAAAGUGCCCACACAACUUUGUGGUUGAUAUCAGCUCAUGUGUACGCGCCUGUCCGAGUCCCAAGAUGGAAGUAGAGGAAAAUGGUAUUAAGACAUGCAAACCAUGCACUGACAUUUGUCCUAAAGCAUGUGAUGGCAUAGGCACAGGAAGUCUGAUGUAUGCUCAAACUGUAGACUCCAGUAACAUUGAUAAAUUUAUCAACUGCACCAAGAUCAAUGGGAACUUGAUCUUCCUUGUCACUGGAAUUCGUGGGGACCCAUAUCACACAAUUGAAGCGAUUGACCCGCAGAAUUUACAUGUCUUCCAAACAGUGAGAGAGAUAACAGGGUUCCUGAAUAUACAAUCCUGGCCUGAAAAUAUGACAGAUUUUAGUGUGUUUUCAAAUCUGGUAACUAUUGGUGGAAGAGCACUAUACAGUGGUCUUUCUUUGCUUAUUCUCAAGCAGCAAGGAAUUAGAUCUCUCCAGUUCCAGUCCCUGAAGCACAUCAGUGCUGGGAAUGUCUACAUAACUGACAACAGUAACUUAUGCUACUAUCAUACAAUCAACUGGACCAGUCUCUUCAGCUCUCCCAACCAGAAGACUGUCAUCCACAGAAAUAAGAGGGCUGAGAACUGCACUGCAGAAGAGAUGAUAUGCAGCCAUUUAUGCUCAAAAAAUGGAUGUUGGGGGCCAGGGCCAGAUCAGUGUUUAUCAUGUAAACACUUCAUCAGAGGAAAAACCUGUGUAAAGUCUUGUCACCUUUAUGAAGGGGAAUACAGAGAGUUUGCAAAUGGUUCAGUUUGUGUGGAAUGUGAUCCUCAAUGUGACAAGAUGGAUGGAAACAGAGUUACGUGUAGGGGGCCUGGACCAGACCAUUGUACCAAAUGCUUCCAUUUUAAAGAUGGCCCCAACUGUGUUGAAAAAUGCCCUGAUGGUGUACAAGGGACAAACAGCUUCAUAUUCAAAUAUGCUGAUGAGGAUCGUGAAUGUCAUUCUUGUCACCCAAACUGUACCCAAGGGUGUAAAGGCCCCACUAGUCAUGACUGCAUUUACUAUCCGUGGACACGCCAGUCCACAUUACUACAGCACGCUAGAACCCCCCUGAUUGCUGCCGGGGUGAUUGGAGGACUCUUCAUCAUCGUCAUUUUGGGCCUUACAUUUGCAGUUUAUGUGAGACGUAAGAGCAUUAAAAAAAAGAGGGCUUUACGAAGGUUCCUAGAGACUGAGCUGGUAGAACCUUUGACUCCUAGUGGCACAGCACCCAAUCAGGCACAACUUCGCAUUUUGAAGGAAACUGAGCUAAAGCGUGUCAAGGUCCUUGGAUCGGGGGCCUUUGGAACUGUGUAUAAGGGCGUUUGGGUUCCUGAGGGAGAGAGUGUGAAGAUUCCUGUAGCAAUUAAAAUACUGAAUGAGACAACUGGUCCAAAGGCUAAUGUGGAGUUCAUGGAUGAAGCACUUAUAAUGGCAAGUAUGGACCAUCCACAUCUGGUUCGAUUACUAGGAGUCUGUCUGAGCCCCACCAUCCAGCUAGUUACUCAGCUGAUGCCCCAUGGUUGCUUACUAGACUACGUGCAUGAACAUAAGGAUAACAUUGGUUCCCAGGUUUUGCUUAACUGGUGUGUUCAGAUAGCCAAGGGAAUGAUGUACCUGGAAGAGAGGAGACUGGUUCACCGAGAUUUGGCAGCACGGAAUGUCCUGGUGAAAUCUCCAAAUCAUGUGAAGAUCACAGACUUUGGCCUGGCUAGGCUACUGGAAGGUGAUGAGAAGGAGUAUAGCGCUGAUGGUGGAAAGAUGCCAAUAAAAUGGAUGGCUCUUGAGUGUAUACAUUACAGGAGAUUCACACAUCAGACCGACGUUUGGAGCUAUGGUGUCACUAUUUGGGAACUUAUGACCUUUGGUGGAAAACCUUAUGAUGGGAUCCCAACAAGAGAAAUUCCUGACUUGUUAGAGAAAGGAGAGCGGUUGCCACAGCCUCCUAUCUGCACCAUUGAUGUUUACAUGGUAAUGGUGAAAUGUUGGAUGAUUGAUGCUGAUAGUCGGCCCAAGUUCAAGGAGCUGGCUGCUGAAUUUUCUAGAAUGGCUCGAGAUCCUCAGAGAUAUUUGGUCAUUCAGGGUGAUGAUCGCAUGAAGCUCCCAAGCCCAAAUGACAGCAAAUUUUUCCAGAAUCUGCUGGAUGAGGGAGACCUGGAAGAUAUGAUGGAUGCUGAAGAAUAUCUUGUCCCUCAGGCAUUUAAUAUUCCUCCACCCAUCUAUACAUCAAGGACAAGAAUUGACUCCAAUAGGAGUGAAAUUGGACACAGCCCUCCUCCUGCCUACACCCCUAUGUCAGGAAAUCAGUUUAUCUACAGAGAUGGAAGUUUGUCUACAGAACAAGGAGUUCCCUUGCCAUACCGAACUGCCAUACCAGGCCUAGCUCCAGAAGCUCCCAUCAGGCAAGGAGCUGCUGAGAUCUGUGAUGACACUUGCUGCAAUGGCACUUUGCGGAAACAAGUGGCAAGUCUUUCACAAGAUGACAGUAUCACUCAGAGGUACAGCGCUGACCCAACUGUUUUUAUCCCAGAGCGAGGGCCAAGAACUGAGCUGGAUGAAGAGGGGUACAUGACUCCAAUGCCAGAAAAGGGCAAAACAGAUCACCUGAAUCCAGUGGAGGAGAACCCAUUUGUUUCUCGGUGGAAGAAUGGCGACCUUCAAGCACUGGACAACCCAGAUUAUCACCACAGCCAAACUGGGCAGCCCAAAGCCGAGGAUGAAUAUGUGAAUGAGCCCUUGUACCUCAACACCUUUGCAAGCACCCUUGAGAAUGCAGAGUACCUGAAGAAAAAUGGGCUUCCAUUGCCAGAAAAGCCCAAGAAGGCCUUUGAUAAUCCAGGUUACUGGAAUCACAGCCUGCCUCCACGAAGUACCCUACAGCAUCCGGACUACCUGCAGGAAUACAGCACAAAAUAUUUUUACAAACAAAAUGGAAGGAUCCGGCCCAUUGUGGCUGAGAAUCCUGAAUACCUCUCAGAGUUCUCCCUGAAGCCUGGCAUGAUGCUGCCCCCCCCGCCCUACAGACACCGAAACACCGUAGUGUAAUCCCAGGGAGACGUGGGGAAUCCAUACCAGCACUCUCCUUCUUCUUCCCCUCUUUUCUCCUCCCCACUUUUCUUACUUUCUCUUGCCCAAUCUUCCCUCUGUUCAAUGUCUGCAAAGAGAAGGGACUCAUUUCAGUCAGUGGUUCCAGGAAUUUAGGAAGAAGCAAAAGGAAAACAGUUUGGCUUUUCUCCCUUUCCAAGCCCCCCAAGGAAGAAAAGGUCAGACCAACCAAGAUCCCGUGGCAUGGUUGCCUGCUGCCAGGCGGGUGUUCUGUAUAGGGGUCCAGCUCUAGGGCUGCAGAGAGAGUUGCCCCAUGGCAGUUUCUGUCAGCAGGAAGCACCAGAGCCGCCGAAGCAUCCCUGCAGAAGCAGGGCGAUUUCAAGAAGGAGGGUAGAAAAAGACAAUUUUUAUACCAUAAGCGAUGACCUAAUGACUGAGAUUGAGAGGCCAAUUUCUUUAACCUUUUUUUAUUCGACCCCCUAAUCAAAAUGGCUAAUCCAGCUUGCUUCUGGCCAGCUCCUCUCUCUACUUCCGCAGUUGUGAGCUCUUUUCCAAGGCAG
This is a messenger RNA of Candoia aspera, 4436 nucleotides long. It is a transcript of the gene ERBB4, whose product is annotated as erb-b2 receptor tyrosine kinase 4. Gene Ontology annotation, cellular component: basal plasma membrane; plasma membrane; signaling receptor complex. Bases 1 to 3876 code for a protein of 1291 amino acids. Gene Ontology annotation, biological process: positive regulation of cell population proliferation; negative regulation of apoptotic process; protein phosphorylation. The record is from RefSeq and is a predicted model, not a curated record. The transcript is spliced from 28 exons. Gene Ontology annotation, molecular function: transmembrane receptor protein tyrosine kinase activity; ATP binding; epidermal growth factor receptor binding. Lineage: Eukaryota; Metazoa; Chordata; Lepidosauria; Squamata; Candoiidae.